ACAACUCCUAUUCCCACCCAAACCAAACACAUUUCUCUCUUCUCUUCUCUUGCAAAAUACUCACUUCUCAGUCAAACACUUCAUUCAAACAUAUAAUUAACAAAAAUGGAUGGAUCAGGCAGUUGCAUAGACGAAAGCACCACCACCGAAUCACUCUCGAUUACCUUGUCCCCGGCGAUGAAACCGACAACUCCGCCGCCACCAAACAGCCUCUGCCGUGUCGGCAGCGGGGCAAGCGCGGUUGUGGAUCCUGAAGGAUCCGCCGGCGCCGGAGAAGCUGAAUCCCGGAAGCUCCCGUCGUCGAAAUACAAAGGCGUUGUGCCGCAGCCCAACGGGCGCUGGGGAGCGCAGAUUUACGAGAAGCACCAGCGCGUGUGGCUGGGGACAUUCAACGAGGAGGACGAGGCCGCCAGGGCCUACGACGUCGCCGCGCAAAGGUUCCGCGGCAAGGACGCCGUGACUAAUUUUAAGCCGCUCGCCGUCUCCGACGGCGGCGACUGCGGCGGCGACGAUGAUGAUGCUGAGGCUGAGUUUCUUAACUCGCACUCGAAAUCUGAGAUCGUCGACAUGCUGAGAAAGCAUACUUACAAUGACGAGCUGGAGCAGAGCAAGCGCAGCCGCGGACUCGUGGGCCGGAAACGCGCCGCCGGGGAAAAUUUAUCCGGUUCGGCGCAGGGCGCGUGUGUGAGGAAGGCGCGUGAGCCUCUGUUUGAGAAGGCAGUUACCCCGAGCGAUGUAGGGAAGCUGAACCGUUUGGUGAUACCGAAGCAGCAUGCGGAGAAGCACUUUCCGUUACAGAGCGUGGGCGUGGCCGGGGGCGUGGCGGGAAACGUGUCCGCGGCGGCGAAGGGGGUGCUUUUGAACUUUGAGGAUGUUGGAGGGAAAGUGUGGCGGUUUAGGUACUCGUAUUGGAAUAGUAGCCAGAGCUACGUGCUUACCAAAGGGUGGAGCCGGUUCGUUAAGGAGAAGUGCCUCAAAGCCGGUGACUCGGUUUGCUUCCAUCGGUCAACCGGGCCAGACAGACAGCUCUUCAUUGAUUUUAAGGUCAGGAGGACCAAUGCCAAUGAAACAGCUGUGCUGUUCGGCUCGGUCGGACCUGUAGUUGAGCCGGUCCAAAUGGUUCGGCUCUUCGGGGUUAACAUUUUGAAACUGCCCGGAUCAGAUGCUAAUGCUAAUAACAAUAAUAAUCACAAUGCUGCUGCUCCUAUGGCUGGGUGCUGCAAUGGCAAGAGGAAAGAAAUGGAACUGUUCACCUUUGAAUGUAUCAAGAAGCCUAAGAUCAUUGGAGCUUUGUAACAUUACGUUAAUUAGUUUCUGUUUUUCUUUGUUUUUUUUUUUAAAGUUUUGUGACUAUGAUGAAAAGAAGAAUGGGGGUGGAGAAUGGUGGUGUAGAUGCAAGUUGCAAAAGGUGAAUUGUAUAUUACUUAAUUAGAAGAAAAAGGAAGAAGCUCCUGAAAUUAGUUGUAACAACUGUACAAGGAAAAGAAGGUUAACUGUUUAUUAA
This is a messenger RNA of Lotus japonicus, 1504 nucleotides long. RefSeq names its product AP2/ERF and B3 domain-containing transcription factor RAV1-like. The transcript has a single exon. Lineage: Eukaryota; Viridiplantae; Streptophyta; Magnoliopsida; Fabales; Fabaceae. The coding region runs from base 106 to 1296 and encodes 396 amino acids. Gene Ontology annotation, molecular function: DNA-binding transcription factor activity; DNA binding. The record is from RefSeq and is a predicted model, not a curated record. Gene Ontology annotation, biological process: regulation of DNA-templated transcription.